AUGAAUACUGCCUCAACAAAUCCAAACACGCUACAAAGUGGGGUACUUGGUGGGAUUAGUUCUUCCAAAUCGUUGAAAGCAUUCGGUGAAACGAUUUGGAAGACUAAAACGGCAAAGGUGAAUGCGGAGCUAUUUACAUUAACCUACGGUUCUAUCGUCUCUCAAUUGUGCAGUGACUAUCAGAGGGACUUUAAUAAAGUUAAUAAUCAGUUGUUUGCAAUGGGAAGGUCGAUCGGUGUGAGGCUGAUAGAAGAUUUCAUUGCACGUUCGGCCUUACCACGUUGCGAUAACAUGGUUCAGACAAGUGAAGUUAUUAGCAAAGUUGCUUUCAAGGUUUUCCUAAAUAUCACGCCACAUGUAACCAAUUGGAGUAGUGCUAAGGAUGCAUUCUCGUUAAUACUAGAUGAAAAUCCGUUAUCAGAUUUUGUGGAACUACCCAUGGAUGCUAUGAAAGAGUUAUGGUACUCCAACAUUUUAUGUGGUGUAUUAAAGGGUGCCCUGGAGAUGGUACAACUGGAUUGCCAGAUUUGGUUCGUUAGCGAUGUAUUGAGAGGAGAUGCUCACACCGAAAUGAAAGUUAAAUUGAAUAGAAUUUUGAAAGAUGAAAUUCCUGCAGGUGAGGACUAG
Messenger RNA from Eremothecium cymbalariae DBVPG#7215, 627 nucleotides. RefSeq names its product TRAPP complex core subunit BET3 (gene BET3). Gene Ontology annotation, cellular component: cis-Golgi network membrane; TRAPP complex; cytosol. Gene Ontology annotation, biological process: intra-Golgi vesicle-mediated transport; endoplasmic reticulum to Golgi vesicle-mediated transport. Lineage: Eukaryota; Fungi; Ascomycota; Saccharomycetes; Saccharomycetales; Saccharomycetaceae. The coding region runs from base 1 to 627 and encodes 208 amino acids. The record is from RefSeq and is a predicted model, not a curated record. The transcript has a single exon.